UUACAAAAUUUAGGGCAGCGAUUUAUAUAAUUAAAUAGUUGGAUAAGCUAACACUCAGAGCAAGGCGGCAUUUAUUUUAUCUGCAUCUGCAACGAAAACCCACGAGUCUUCCGAGAGUUUUUGAUCUGAAAGUUAUCUUCUUUUCUCUUUCUUCUGUAUCCUAAGGAGGAAUGUCAAAGAGUUACUUCAAGCAAGAGCAUGAUCUCGAUAAGAGACGGGCAGAGGCAGCUAGGAUCAGGGAAAAAUACCCAGAUAGGAUUCCAGUGAUUGUGGAGAAGGCAGAAAGAAGUGAUAUACCAAACAUAGAUAAGAAAAAGUAUCUUGUCCCAGCUGACUUGACUGUGGGACAGUUUGUAUAUGUUAUCCGUAAGAGGAUUAAAUUAAGUGCAGAGAAGGCAAUUUUUAUAUUUGUGGACAAUGUGCUCCCACCUACAGGUGCCAUUAUGUCUGCCAUAUAUGAAGAGAAGAAGGAUGAAGAUGGAUUUCUCUAUGUUACCUACAGUGGGGAGAACACAUUCGGAUCUAAUAUCCCACUGUAGCAUUAUUCUGGGGCUUGCAUUGUUUCUUUCGUGGUUUCAUCAUACUUGAAUCCAUAAGGGUCGUCUUAAUCUCCUGGUGCCCACAGUUUCUUUGUUCUGCCUGAUUAUAAAGAUCCCCCAGUUAUAUUAUGUACAGUCGUAUAUUGUAUAUAACCAUGAAGAUGAUUUAUUUAUGUUCAAUCUUAAAUGUUUCUCGGUCCGUUUUAAGGAUCCUUUGCUGGAAA
Hevea brasiliensis (rubber tree) is the source of this 763-nucleotide messenger RNA. Its product is annotated as autophagy-related protein 8f. Gene Ontology annotation, biological process: cellular response to nitrogen starvation. NCBI's taxonomy places the organism in Eukaryota, Viridiplantae, Streptophyta, Magnoliopsida, Malpighiales, Euphorbiaceae. The transcript has 6 exons. The record is from RefSeq and is a predicted model, not a curated record. Bases 171 to 539 code for a protein of 122 amino acids.